Molecule: messenger RNA, 9217 nt
Organism: Psylliodes chrysocephalus
Lineage: Eukaryota; Metazoa; Arthropoda; Insecta; Coleoptera; Chrysomelidae
Source: the annotation of a GenBank genome assembly
AUGCUUUCAUUUAUUAGAAGAUUUGUGUUCGGCGAGUAUCGGCUAACACCGGCCGAUAUAAGAAAAGCACCUCUUAACGACGUUGUCACCUACAGAGAUUACAAAGAACAUGGUGGUAAAAAAAGAGAUACGGAUACAAACUUGCACAAAGAUGCAUCGACUGUAUCUACACCGAGCCUUUCAUGGAGCACCAGAGAUGGCGAGAGUAAAAACAGAAGUUGGAUGUCCAGUACCAACCUGUCAGAAUCGAAAGAAAAUAGCCAUAAUAGUGAUAACGAUUUUAAUUAUCCUUCAUCGUGGAUAUCAACUCCCGAUUUAGCAAAUAUGCAAGAUGAUACCCAACCAAUAACCACGGUUAACUUACAAUUACCAAAAAGGAAAAUAAAACCAAUAGAUACAGGACAAAGAACAGAUAGUUUUUCUCUAGUAAAAGAAAAGUCACCGCUAUUUAACAGAAACGAGAGUCUAGCAGAUAGAGCAAAUAAACUUAAAGCUAUUAAAGAAUCGACACCUCAGCGAGGCAGAAGAAUUCAAAUAAAAGAAGUCAAAACAAUAUCAGAGGAACCAACAAAUCACGAUGUAAAGAAAUCCCCAAACAAAGAAACAUCCUCCCAAGACAAUUCUGACAAUGAUGACACAAUCAGUUUAGCCGGUACAGAAACUACGGAUACAACAUUGGUAGAUGAUCAUGAAUUUCGCGACCAACUGGACAGCCUCAAGAAAGAGCUCGAAGUGACCAAAACAAAAUGCGAAAGGCUAGAAAGAGAAAAGAGCGACAUCUUACUAAGAAGACUAGCUUCAAUGGAAACAAGCAAACCAAGCGCCUCAGAAGUAUUGAAGCUGCAACAAAAAUGCAACGAACUGCAACAACAACUAGAAGAUUAUAAAGAUGAGAAAAAAAGCCUAGGGCUGAGAGUUAAAGAGCUUGAAACUGACUUGGAUGUUAGACCGACAGCUCAAGAGGCUCAGAAAAUUGCUGACGACCUCCGAUCGAAGCUUCUAGCUGCUGAAACAUUGUGUGAAGAGUUAAUGGACGAAAAUGAAGAUAUCAAAAAGGAAUUGAGAGAUAUGGAAGAACAAAUGGAUGAAUUGCAGGACAAUUUUAGGGAAGACCAAGCCGUAGAAUACACCUCCUUGAAAAAGGACUUGGAUCAAACAACCAAAAAUUGUCGAAUAUUAUCCUUCAAACUGAGAAAAUGCGAGAGAAAGGCCUCCCAACUGGAAUUCGAAAAGACGGAGCUAGAGAAAAAGUUAAAAGAUAUUUCUGGCAGUGGUACGACUUUAAAUCAAAUUGAAAAGAUCAAGCAAUUGGAACAGGAACUGAAAUUAGCAAAUGAAGUUUCCGUGAGGCUCCAAAAGGACCUAGAGGAUGCAAAAACAAAAAACAAUAAAACGGAAGAUGCUAAGGGACCAACCAAAAAAAAAGCACCUACUCUUGCAUCUAUAGGAAAGAAUUCUUCCAACGAUGGAAAAGUAUCCAGGGAAUCUUUAACAAGAGGAGGCUCGCAGGAUGAUCCUGUUCAAUUAUUAAGAGAUCUUCAAGACUCUCUGGAGCGAGAAGCAGAUCUUAGGGAGCAACUCAAAUUUGCCGAAGAAGAGGCACAAACAUUACGCAAAAAGGUAUCAAGAAUUGAAGAUGAUAAUGAAUCAUUAGUCCUGCAACUAAAGAAAAUGGCUACCAGAGCAAGAACUAGAAAACUUAGUCCCACAAAUCAAAAGCUUAUGCCUGAACCACAAGAGAAAACUGACGCAUCAGAAGAUGACGAUCCCGCAGAGAUAAAAUUGCAGCUAGAAUUAAGUGAACACGAAGCUUCAGUUCUUCGACACAAAGUCGAAGAACUAGAAGGAGACAAUCACAAACUAAAAGCGAAAGUAAAAGAACUCCAAGAACAGACCUCUAACAAAACAACAACUAAACGCACGCUGUUAAACAGCGAGAAAGUAAAAGAAAAUUCAUUACUGAAUCAAAAACUACAGGUUUUAGAAGACGAAACUAACGAUAUAAGAAAGAAGCUGAUAGAAAAAGAAAGAGACUGUGAAAGACUUCACGCUGAACUUAGCCUUACUCAGAAAAGAUCAAAAGGAAUGCAGAAGAGCAAAUCGUUGGAUCUUGAUCAACAAACUUUGGAUCUUCGUAGGCAACUACAAGUUAUUGAACAAGAAGCAACUGUAUUGAGAAACAAAGUACAAACGCUGGAAGAGGAAAAUGAAAAACUAGGUACUGAAAAUAAGAAGUUAGGCCUGAAAUCCGCCAAGACUGGAAAAGCUGAUAAAAAUAUGGACAAAUUUAUUGACCAAAUUGCCACACUGGAAGUUGAAAUGGCUGAAAAGAACGACAAAAUUAGGGAAUUGGAGGAAAAACUUAACAAAACCGAUAAGCAAGUACAGCCAGUUGAAAUCAAGGGUGACUUCAAGAAGUUCAGCCAAAGGAAUCCAAAACGAGUGACAGCUUUAACAUCCAAGGACCAGAUGAAAACAAUGGUGAGUGAUCUAGAAAAGGAAAUAUGGGAAAUGCUACAAGUCCUGAAAACCAACGAAAAUGAACGGAUAAAAUUAGAAGAAGGAGCAAAUUCCAAAGUUAAAAAAGCAACCAAUGAAAUAGAAGAAUUAAACAAGAAAAUAAGUAUUCUAACAAAAGAAGUAGAUACAGAAAAACUGAAACUGAAUCAAGUAAAUUCAGAAAAAGACGAAUUGAAUAAAACUAUCUCUAAAUUGAGAGAAUCUAUGGAUAAAAUUUCUGGUGAGAAAUCAAUUCUGCAGAAAGAAAUCGAUAAAUUAAGUAAAGAUAAAACCAAAUUAACUAAUGAUAACAAAUCAUUGGAUGAAGAAAUCUCAAAAUUAACAACUUUAAAACAAAAAACGACAUAUUUAGAACAAAGUGUUGCAGAUAAAGAAAAAGAACUAAAAAAAUUAAAAGACGAAAAUAGUAAAAUCAACAGUGAGAUUGAAAAAGAACGACUGCAGCUCAAAUAUUUGCAAUCAGAUCAGGAAAAAUGGGAGGAAGAGCGUAAAAAGCUGAAUAAAAAAAUUGAAAAUUUAACCACCAAAAUAAAUACUUUAGAAAAUUCUAUUGAACAAAAAGAUAAAUUAGUAAAAGAAUUGGAAAGCAAUUUAGAAAAAGAAAAAGAAAAUUUGAGAGCAAGAGAAGCAGCAACUAAGAAAAUGAGUACGCAAAAAGAAGAAUUAGACACAGCAAAUAAAAAUAAUAAAGCAUUAGAAGAUAAAUUAUCGAAAAUACAGCUAGAAACGAAAAAUAGCAAGCUGGAAAAUGAGAAAAAAAUUAAACAAAUGGACAUUGAUCUACAGAACGAAAGGAAGAAAUUGGAACUCUUGAGAGCAAAUAACGAAAAAGAACAGAAAAACAGGGAAUUAGAAUUAACAGCACUGAGAGAGAAAAUAAGAAAACUGGAACAAAAUACCACGAGUUCCCCCGAAAUUAAACAAUUACAAAAAUCCAAUUCAGAUUUAGAAAGUACUAUUGCCAAAGAAAGAAGAAAAUAUGACGAACUAACUGCUAAAUACGAAAUUUUAGAAGAAGAACACGUCAUAACUAAAGCGAAAUUAGUCAUGGAAAGAGAAACAUUAGAAUCGCAAUACAAAAAUCUAAAGCGCGAAAUGGAACAACUAGAAAAUGAACUGAAAACAUUAAGAGACACCUACAACACAAAGCAAGAUGCUUGGAUCAAAGAAAAAUUAGACAUAGAAUCAAAAUUAAAAUCAAAGGUGACAUUUACAGGCAGCGAUUCAGACAGGCAAAGACUGAGAGCGCUACUAGAAGAAAAACAGUCAGAAUACGACCAAGUCAAAAAAGAAUACGAAGCCAUCCAUGGCCAAAUGGAUUUCCUUAGGAAGGAAAACGACGAUUUGAAGAAAAAGUUAGAUGAUUACGAUAAAGUUAAUAAGAUACAAAGGAAUAUUAAUGCUGACAGCACGGCAAUGGAGAAGGAAAUGAAAUCAUUACGGAUAAGGUUAAACAAUUUAGAAAAGAGCAAGAAAUCUGAUUUGGCUGAACUGAAAAUGAGGUACGAAAGUCAAAUAAACGUGGUAAACGGUGAGCUGCAAUCAUUGCAAAAUCAAGUAGUUAGAUUUAAAAGGGAGAAAGACACUUACAAGCAUAUGUUAGAAACGGCUCAAAAAACCAUUGGUGAUCUAAAGCAGUUUCCGAAACUAGCAAGAGACGGGCCGAAGAAUAUUAAUUACGACGAGCUGGAAGAGUCCAAGUCGAAAGUGGCUACUCUGGAACAACAAAUCAGCUGUAUGGAAGAUGAACUAUCAGAAGCCAGACUAGAAUGUUCCAGGGUAAAAACAGAGUUGGUAUCUGAACGGUCAACUUUCGAAGUAAAAUUAUCAGAAAUGCAUUCCAAAGUAAACGAAUUAGAAGAGGAGAAAGUUCUGAGUAGCGGCAGGACGAAAAUUGUAGGUUUAAGAACAAGAAUGGAACUAGCGUGGCAAAAAGAAAGGGAAGAACAACAGAGAUUGCUUCAAGAAACAGCCACAUUAGCGAGAGAUUUGAGGCAAACUCUAUUUGAAGUUGAAAGAGAGAGAGAUAAAGAACGAUUAGAAGCAAAACGGAAGCAAGAUCAGCUAAAAAAGACGUCCGAAGAAGACCAGGAAUCGAAUAAAAAGAAAAUAACAGAACUGCAAUGUGAUCUCUUAGAACUAAGAGACGCUCAUGCAAAACUAAGAACGACGAAUGAGAAACUAAGGCGAGAAAGGGAACGGUACGAUAAAGAAAGAGAGGAAUAUCGCUCUAUGAUGAACGGUAAAAAGAGAGUCGACUUAGAAGACGACAGAAAAAUAAAUGCUCUAAUUGAACAAAUGGAUACACUCAAACAACUAGCUCCAGAAUUAUUCUUUUCAAAAGAAAGCGAAGCACCCUACACUCCAACGCCUCCUAGAAGAACCAAAUCCAGAUCUAGAGAAACUUCUCCAUCUCUAGAACCCAGAGAAUCUUCAAUGGCGCCAGAAGAAAAAAAGCAGCAAGUUCAGUACAUAAUGCAACGACUGGUACACACCACCGAAGACCUAAGAAGGCUUCAAAGGUUUUCGGAAGAUGACGCCGAGAGAGAGCGCAUCAAAAGGACAAUGGGAAUGAGAAGAGCUACAUCUACAGAACACGAUACGUCUUUAUCAAGAGGUCCACAGAUGAGAAAAUCGAUUGGACUAUCCCAAAGCAGUCUUAAAAGAAAAAGUAUCUCCCUUGAGCAUACUAUUCAGACUGAGCAGAAAAUUUGGACCAAUGACAACAGUAUGUCCAGCCUGAAUUCCCUAGAACUGCAUUCUGAUGUCGAAACAAGUAGAGGUAGAAGAGAUGCAAGCUUAGAUAGUCGGUUAUCUGGUGGGUCUACUCAGAGCGAACUGGGAGAUAAGAAGAAAAAGAAAGGGUUGAUUGGAAAGUUGAAGAAACUUACUAAAUCUCGAAGCAUAGAUGAUAAAGAUCCUGAUAAUUUCUCUCCUAUGAGGCCGCUAGGGUCCAAGGCGAACUCAGGUGAUAGCAUGGAUGAUGCCAAAGGAAGUAAAAAAGAUUUGAAAGAAAGAAUAACUGGUAUAUUUAAGAAGGCAGGUUCUAGUUCUAGGAGUAAUAGCGUCGAACGUGGUAUUGAACGAAAGCAUGAAACUAGUUCAACACAGAGACCAUUGGUCAGAAAUGGUAGCAAUGGACAUCUUACAGGCUCUAGUAUGACUUCUUCUGACAAAGAUUUCAGAUUUAUGGCAACCAAUGAUUUAAUGACUGAAUUACAAAAAGAUAGCAUUAAACUUGAUGAUGACUCUGAACGAAAGGUAGUGCGAAUGCUACUAAAGUUGCUUGAAGACAAAAACGGAGAGGUUCAAAAUCUGGCUGUAAAAUGCUUGGGACCUCUAGUUAACAAAGUGAAGGAAUUCCAAGUAGAAACUAUUGUAGAGUCACUUUGCACGAAUAUGGUUUCUGAUAAAGAACAACUAAGAGAUAUCUCUAGUAUUGGCCUCAAGACUGUUAUAGCUGAGCUUCCACAAGCACCUGGUGGUUUAUCGGGGAAUAUUUGCAAAAGGAUCACUGGAAGAUUAACCACAGCUAUUGAAAGACAAGAAGAUGUAUCUGUACAACUAGAAGCUCUGGAUAUAAUUACAGACCUCUUACUCAGAUUUGGUCCAGUAUUGCAAGCCUUCCACGGAUCUAUCUUAUCAGCCUUAUUACCCCAGUUAUGUUCCCAGCGUCAAGCUGUAAGAAAACGUACUAUCAGUGCAUGUAGCAACCUAGUAUUAUCCUGUAAUAAUGCACUUUACACAAAACUUAUAGAUCACUUAUACAGUGGUCUUUGUUCAGAUAAUAACAAUUCCCAAAUAAGGACUUAUGUACAAUGUGUCGCUGCUGUUUGUCGCCAGUCAGGGCACAAAUUCGGUGAACACAUUGAAAAAUUUGUACCUCUGAUUUUGCAAUGUAGCCAAGUUGAUGAUGAUGAAUUAAGGGAAUUUUGUUUACAAGCCUUCGAGAGCUUUAUAAAUAGAUGCCCUAAAGAAAUCACCAAAAAUAUACCAUCGAUCAUCAUUUGGUGUUUAAAAUACAUGAUGUAUGACCCCAAUUACAAUUAUGAUGAAGAUGAAAGUUCAAAUGGACAAAAUGAUCCAUAUGAUGACGAUGAAGAAGAUGAAGAAAAUGAUGAAUACAGUGAUGAUGACGAUAUGAGUUGGAAAACCAGAUCAACGGUCAAUGUAAACAUGGAUCCCAACGCGAUGGUAAUGGACGAUGAGGAAGAAACACCGAUGUCCCUUCUCCAGCAACAAAUCGAGCUUCUCGUAAAAGGUGUACAGGGUCAGAUGCGCGAAAAGAGCAUCAAAACUAGACAAGAUUGUUUCCAGUUGUUGAAGGAAGUGUGUUCGGUACUUCCCGGCGCUCUGAGUACUCACAUCGGCGAUUUAAUACCAGGAAUAUUAUAUUCUUUGAGCGAGAAAAACGCGAGCAGCAACAUGAAAAUAGAUGCUUUAUCGUUUAUAUAUUGCCUGUUAACAAGUCACCCACCACAAGUUUUCCAUCCAUACAUUAGCAUCCUUCUCCCACCAGUCAUAGCCGCAGUGGGCGACAACUUCUAUAAAAUAACCGCAGAAGCGUUGAACGUGUUACAAGAACUAGUGAAAGUUAUUAGACCUCUAAACAUCAAUUCUGGUUUCGAUUUUACACCAUUUACCAAAGAUAUUUAUAGUUGUACUUUAGUAAGACUUAGAACAGCUGAUAUCGAUCAAGAAGUUAAAGAGAAAGCUAUAUCUACAAUGGGGCAGGUCAUUUGUAACUUGGGUGAUCACUUGAAAGCUGAAUUACCAUAUUGCCUGCCCUUGUUCCUGGACAGACUGAAAAACGAGAUCACUAGACUUACCACUGUUAAAGCCCUCACCAAAAUCGCUGGCUCGCCUUUAGGUAUUGAAUUGCCGAUAUUACCGGAUGCAAUGCCUAUCCUUGGAUUAUUCUUGCGAAAGAAUCAAAGAGCUCUUAAAUUAACUACCCUCCAGCUCAUUGACUGUUUGAUUAAAAAUUACCAUGAAGAUCUGAGCGUAACUCUACUAGGACCUGUUGUAGUAGAAAUAUCACCUUUGCUUGACGAGUCUGAUCUUCAUAUAGCUCAAUGGACACUGAUUAUACUGAAAAGUAUCGCGAUGUAUCAUCCAAGAGCUUUGCAAGAUAUAAAUAAUACUAUAAUGCCUCAAGUAUUGGUUUUAGUUAAAUCUCCGCUACUGCAGGGUACGGCCUUACAGUCUAUGUUAGACUUUUUUAAAUCUUUAGUAAAAUGCAACCUUCCUGGUUUAAAUUACGAUUCUUUGUUACGACUGUUGUUAAUGCCCAUUUCAAGUCUCGGUAAUAACCAAUCUACAACUCUACACAAACAAGCUUUCUAUUCGUUGGCGAAGUGCGUGGCUGCCAUCACAGUCACUUGUCAUUCGCACGCGUUGCCUGUAGUUCUCACGUUUAUAAACGAAAUCCAAGCAGCGGCGACCGAUUCUCAACAAAUAUUCGCUUUGCUGGUUGUCGGCGAAAUUGGAAGAGAAAUUGAUUUGACUUCGAAUACAAAUUUAAAACAGGUUAUACUUAACUCAUUUUCGGCUGUGUCAGAAGAAGUGAAAUCGGCUGCCAGUUACGCCUUGGGCAGCAUUUGCAUCGGCAAUCUACAACAAUACUUACCUUUCAUUUUAAAAGAAAGCCAAGAUCAACCUAAAAGACAAUAUCUCCUCUUGCACUCUCUUAAAGAAGUCAUCACGUGUCUUUCACAGACACCAGAAGGUAUUCAGCAACUUCUACCGUUCGUCCCGGCGAUUUGGCAACAACUAUAUCGACAUUGUGAAUGCGUAGAAGAGGGUACUAGGAACGUUGUAGCGGAAUGUCUCGGAAAAUUAACACUUAUAGAUCCAACAAACCUUUUACCAAAGCUGAAACGUUCCUUGAACUCCCCCUCGCCUCUAAUGAGGACCACCGUCGUGACGGCUGUCAAAUUUACCAUUUCAGAUCAACCUGCUUCCAUUGACCCGCUGCUGAGACAGUGUAUCGGCGAAUUCCUGAAUACCUUACAAGAUCCUGAUCUAAAUGUCAGGAGGGUGGCUUUGGUAGCAUUCAAUUCAGCUGCUCAUAAUAAGCCAUCGCUUAUUAGAGAUCUACUUGAUACCACUCUGCCUCAACUAUAUGGAGAAACUAUCAUCAAAAGAGAUUUAAUAAGAGAAGUGGAAAUGGGACCUUUCAAACACACUGUAGACGAUGGUUUGGACAUAAGAAAAGCAGCUUAUGAGUGCAUGUACACUCUCCUCGAUUCUUGUCUCGACAAAGUUGACAUUUUCGAAUUCAUUAACCACGUAGAAACAGUGUUAGAUAAAUUAGUAGAACCCUUAAGAGCUACGCUGACCAUGAAGGUUAAGGCGAAUUCUGUCAAACAGGAAUACGAAAAACAAGACGAACUUAAAAGAUCGGCUAUGAGAGCUGUAGCUGCGCUUUUAAGCAUAUCAGAUGCAGAUAAAAAUCCACACCUUAACGAGUUCGUUAGCCAAAUCAAGAAUUCUCCUGAUCUUUCACCAAUUUUUGAAUCGGUUCAAAAGGAUUCAUCCAUCACCCAUAGCGACUGUCUUCUAAUGGAUCAAAGUUAAAUAAAUUAAUAAAUAACAUAACACUGUAAUUUUAUAACGUGAAGUUCAUUGUGUAGAUGCGAGAUUAUUAUACAUUUGUUCUACAAAUAAAAAAACCUAAUAAAAUGUUUUAUUUCGA